GGACCCCGCCCAUCACCCCGUGUUGGUCACUUAUAUAAACCUGAGGACUGAUGUACAGACACCAGUUGAGCUCACCCAUCCACAAGUGACACAGCCAUGAAGGUAAUUGUUCUUUUGCUGUCGGUGGCGGUGUUGACGCUGGCAAAAACCCAGGGCAAGUACGACAACCCAGGGCCCGUUGUGCUGGGGUCUGAACGGCAGGGGUCCAGCGGGCAGGAGUCGGUUAGGCAAGAAUCUGGAAGUGUGGGGUCCGGCGGACAGGGAGAUCUGUUAACCUCUGCUACCAAUAACUACGGACAACAGGGAGUACAGUUCCCCUCAGCACCCGCCCAGUACAACUUCCAGUGGGACGUAAACGACUCUCCCUCAGGCAACUUCUACGGUCAUGGAGAGGAAAGGAAUGGAGAUAACACACAGGGCAAUUACUACGUGCAGCUGCCUGAUGGUCGCCGUCUGCUGGUUGAGUACUUCGCUGAUCAGACCGGCUACCACCCCACCGUCACCUACGAGGGCGAGGCCACCUUCCCUACCGGGGGAGGUGGUGGUGGCUCUCAGCAGGGUUACUACCAGUAGCUGACCCACACUCAUCUCAGCUGAUCUCUCAGACACAAAAUAUAAAUUUUGGCAGGUUUUUAUGUAUUUACCUUUGAUGAUUGCAUUACACUCCAAAUUCUGUGAUUUGCUCUGUUGUGUUAAAAUUAUUUUGGUAUUGACGCCCUGGAGGCUGCUGUUAACUUUAGUGUUUCCUGGUGAAAUAAACUUUACGAUUGGUGUAUAA
Homarus americanus (American lobster) is the source of this 778-nucleotide messenger RNA. RefSeq names its product pro-resilin-like. The record is from RefSeq and is a predicted model, not a curated record. The transcript is spliced from 3 exons. Lineage: Eukaryota; Metazoa; Arthropoda; Malacostraca; Decapoda; Nephropidae. Gene Ontology annotation, cellular component: extracellular matrix. The coding region runs from base 97 to 573 and encodes 158 amino acids.